Phoenix dactylifera (date palm) is the source of this 4221-nucleotide messenger RNA. The record is from RefSeq and is a predicted model, not a curated record. NCBI's taxonomy places the organism in Eukaryota, Viridiplantae, Streptophyta, Magnoliopsida, Arecales, Arecaceae.
UGAAAAUAUAAGUUGUAUCCUCUGGGCUUGCCAUAUUAUUCACUAGGUCUUGCCUUCGAAGCCACAAGCAUGUGAACUUGGCCUCUGUUAUCAUGUGUUGUUGUGGCGAUACAGUCGACAUGUGCAACAGGGCGUGAGAUGCAUUUUUGAUUGCUGACCUUGCUAUUACAUGGGAGAGGAUGCUAUUGGAGAUGCAAUAUGGUCAUCUUUUGUUGUUGCACUUAAGUGCUCUAAGAGUGGCAGUGAUCAUUUACUUGAAGGUAGCAUGUCAGAUCCUCUUUGACUUGCUACAUGUCCUUUGUAAGCUGAAAGUCGGCAAACAUCAAUAUGCAGGAGUCUACGUCUUUGCAUCUGUUUGGCAGCUAGGUAGAAGAUUACAGGCACACACAGAAACUCAAUAUUGGAAGCCAUAGUGAACAUGUCAAUAUUCACAAUUGAUUCUAUGUUUGACAUUUUGGAAUUUUUUGAAGGAGAUGACCUACAUAUCUACUAUAGACCCUACUUGCUCCAAGAUUUGGCAUGCAAACUGUGGAUUGUGAUAUUCCUCGGCUCUCAAUGCACAGUGUUGUAGCAGCCCUCGUCGAAGAGCACAAUUCUGACUUGUAGCUUCAAGCGUAGGGGAAUUCAUGAAUCCCUUGUGAGAGGAAGAUGGCAGAUGAAACUCUCAAUGAGGGUACCAGUUCGAGCCAACCAACUGGUGAAAGUUCAGAAUCUACUAUUGAGAUCAAUAUCAAAACUUUGGAUUCACAGAUCUACACAUUCCGGGUGAACAAAGAUAUGUCAGUGCCGAUGUUAAAGGAGAAGGUAGCAAAUGCGAUUGGCAUUCCUGUGGAGCAGCAGCGGCUGAUAUUUAGGGGAAAAGUUUUGAAGGAUAAUCAUCUCCUCUCUGAAUACCAUCUGGAAGAUGGACAUACACUGCAUUUGGUUGUCAGGCAGCCAGUCCAGGCACAACCUGCUUCUGGGGCAGCGUCUGAGGAUAGUGCUCGCAAUAGCGGAAACCAAGGAAGUGAUCCUACUGGCAAUGCACCUCGUAACAGGGCUGGACAAGUUUCGCACAGUGUUGUUCUUGGGAGUGUCAAUAUUUCUGACCAAGGGGAAGGGAUGAUUACUGAUAUUAGCCGGCUUAUUGGGGCAGUUCUGCAUUCUUUGGGAGGGGGGAUCCUGUCUCCUGCUGCUGGAGGAGCUGGCAACAACUCAUCUGCUGCUGUCCCUCCAGGUCCUGAUACAGAAGGAACGCAAAAUACUAGCAGCAGAAGCCAGCCUGGCAACCCAGUACAACCAGGAUUUACAGUUCUCAAUCAUCCAUUUCAAAUACCUCAAUUUUCACCAGCAGGGGCAUUCUUACGACAAAGGGUUAUUCCUGAUUCGUUGACAACCCUCUCGGAUUUCAUAAGCCGCAUGGAACUAGUAUUGCAAAACAGUGGUUCUCAGUCAUCCGCACCUACCAAUGCUCGUGAUCUGCCGAGAUCUGAUGAUCCAUCUUUGAACUUACGAGGAUUGCCAACUCCUGAGAUGUUGUGUUCGGUUGUGGAGCAAGCACAGCAACUUCUUAGAGGCAGUGCAUCAAGUGCACUUUCUCAAUUUGCGGCAAAUCUGGAAAGAGGGAGGACUUCUACUGAUCCAUUAGUGCGGAGUCAGAUUCAGACUGAAGCAAUGCAUGUAGGAACAUCAAUGCAGCAUUUAGGUUCUAUGCUUUUGGAGCUUGGUCGUACCAUGAUGAUGCUUCGUAUGGGCCAAUCCCCGGCCGAGUCUUUUGUUAAUGCUGGACCAGCAGUAUAUAUAUCUUCAACUGGACCAAAUCCUAUAAUGGUUCAGCCUUUUCCUCAACAAAUGAGCUCGUUUCUAGGGGUUUCCCCACCCCCUUCAGUUGGUGGAGUUUCAGGUCCAUUUGGUGUUGGAGAUCCUUCCAGAAACAUCAACAUCCAUAUUCAUGCUGGGACUUCUGUUGCGCCUGGUGUAUCAUCUGCUGGUACCAUGGCAAGUUCCGAAGGCAUUAAUGGAGGACGCCAAGGUGUGGAACAAGCAAGCCAAAAUGUGAAUGGUUCAGGUGAUUCAGCUUCAGUGCGAGGAUUGCCAGCAAGAACAGUUGUUGCUGCUAUUCCAGCACGUUCUUCUGCUGAGACUGCGGGCCACGUCCUCAGUGUUAUUUAUCCUGUUCAUAUGAGGUCUCAGGCAUCAGUCUCUAUCCCUUCAGCCUCCUCUCAAGGUUCACAUCCAUCCAUGAGUGGUGGAACACAACCCAAUGCGGCAAUUGUUAUUCCCCGACCUUCUCCAGAAUCUGCUAGUAUUCCUGCUGCUGUAGCACAGGUAAAUGCACGUGUUGCCACUGCAUCUGGUCAGGGCUCCUCAUCUCCAAGUUUGCAAUCUACUGAUACUCGAGAUUCUCAACCAAUUAGUAGUGGAGCACAACCUAUUACAGCUAGUUCAUUUUCACAGACUUCUUCAGAAACAGAUACCAUUGCUAGGCUUGUUACACGGAUAGGUACACAGAUAGCCAAUGCACUUUCUGGCAGUGCUCAAGGAAACAACUCAUCAUCUUUGAGCAUGCAACAGAUUAACGCAACAUCUGCAACGGAAGGACCUCAACUAGGUGAAUCAGUUGCUUCGUCAGCAAACAUAGGUGAUGCUAACGAGAGUUGCCCGGCUAAUAGUGUUCAUGAUACUGGAGAUUGUGACAAUAGUGGUUCUGUUGAAUCACAAGUUCCUGAUAUUGGCAUGACAAAAGGUGAAGGGAAGCAGCUCCAACAAGAAGGCCACGAUCUUCCUGACAUUGCGGGACCUAGUGGAAGCUUCGCCAUCCAGAAACCAUCAACUAGUAAUAGUGCAGGAGACCUCACAAUCUGCCAACCUAGCGAUACUCCAUCAAGUAAAUCAGUGGAUAAAUCUUCAGAGAAAAAUUCAGAGUCUUCUGCAACUAUCCAUGCUUCAAGGUCAAGUCAGGAUGGUGAGAGUGGUAGGCCUGCUCCCUUGGGUCUAGGGCUUGGAGGCUUGCAACCUAAGAGGCGAACUAGGCCAGCAAAGCCUACAAAGAAAGAUGGAAUAUCCCGUGACACACCUUCAGCUGAUCAGAAUCAGCAAUCUGUUGCCAGGGGCCAACAGGUUUUGCGUUCUCUUGUUUCUCAGGGCUCUGAUACAAUCGGAGUAAAUGCAAAUGGCUCCUCUGGUCCAUUGUCCAGUGUCCUUGGUCAGGUGAUGAAUAGCAUGCCUUUGGGAGAGCAAGGUGCUAGGCAGCAAGUUGAUGCUGGCGACAUGAUGUCUCAUGUCCUUCAGAGCCCUGCUUUUGGCAGUCUCCUGACAGGUGUAGCUGAACGUUCAGGGGUUGGUUCCCCUGGUGAUUUGAGAAACAUGUUGGAGAUGUGUACUCAGAACCCUGUGAUUAGAAAUACGAUGAAUGACAUUGUACAACAGGUAGAUGGACAAGACCAAGAUCUUGGAGGCAUGCUUUCAGGGCUGGGGAGGGGCCAAGGUGGUAUUGACUUUUCAAGAAUGAUUCAACAAAUGUUGCCUGCUGUAUCACAAGUUCUUGGUAGGGGGUCAACACUCUCUAACCCUGCUAAUGGUGUGCGAUCUGAACCUCAGUGUAAUGAUGGUAGGACUAUUGGAGAUGAUACGUUGGACAGCAGAAAUUCUCAGAUUGAUCUCUGUCAAGCCCGUGGAAGAAUUGAACAACAUGAUUCUGCUGAAAAUAUCUUCCAUGCUGUGCUUGAAAGUGCGGGCAAUCUGUUUGAUGGAGAGAACAAUUAUGAAGCCCUUGUUGAAGAACUUGGCAAUAAUGUGGAGUUCAGCAAGGAGUACAUGGAGAUGUUGCGCCGUAACAUCCGUCAGAGGCUAGAAACAGAGUCCAGACCAGAGUCUUGACUUGCAUUCCACCUGCUCGGUGUAUCACUGCUUUGCAUGGACUUGGUGUAUGAAGCCUGGUAAGCAAGAACUUGCAGUUCCGUGUUGCCAGCUUCCUAUUGAUGGCUACAGUUUUUUUUUUUUUUUUUUGCUAAGAAAGAUGGCUACAGAUUCCCAUUGAUGGCUACAGUUUUUCAUGCAACAUCCUUUAUGUUCUGUCAUGGGUUUCAAUUUUUUCUGACAAUUGUAUGGAGAUCGUUGCUGGUGAUGUGCAUGAUAUAAAGUUUUGUACCAUUUCAAAACUGUAACAAAUAAUUAUUCUCGUUUGAGAUGGUUACAUAAAAGUAUGAGGGUUAUUAAAUGUUUACUUAUUUUUUCUGUGUA